Messenger RNA from Scophthalmus maximus (turbot), 7690 nucleotides. It is a transcript of the gene magi3a, whose product is annotated as membrane associated guanylate kinase, WW and PDZ domain containing 3a. Gene Ontology annotation, cellular component: cytoplasm. The record is from RefSeq and is a predicted model, not a curated record. Lineage: Eukaryota; Metazoa; Chordata; Actinopteri; Pleuronectiformes; Scophthalmidae. The transcript is spliced from 21 exons. Gene Ontology annotation, molecular function: protein binding. Bases 1086 to 5462 code for a protein of 1458 amino acids. Gene Ontology annotation, biological process: signal transduction.
GGUGCGGGAGCCCCGCCUUCCCAAACACAGCGUGGAAACAAAAUCUAGCGCUUCCCGAGCACCAGGGAACCCCGCCUCUCGCCACUCGCCACUCGCCAUUGGCUAAGUUGGGGAGGCUUCGGGCCCCGCCCUCCGACCUCUGAUUGGACAGAAUCCCCUGUACUCAGGAAGGCAACACGGAAAGAGAUUCACUCAAAAAACUAAAAGUUAUGGAGAGAAGCGCCGGACGGACUCCGUCUGUUGCGGCUGCUGCGUAGUGGUUAGCGGGGUGAAGAGUCUCCGCAGAGGCGGCGCAGCGCGGAGCUGAGGACGAGGACCCGGUGGGGGUUCGUUGUUUUUCAUUAGAGGGGGCUCAGGCCAGCGGCCGGCCCCGGGAGGAGGAGGAGGAGGAGGAGGAGGAGCAGGUAUGUUUUCCCGUUUCCAAGCACUGGCUCGCUGAUGUCACCGCGGAGGAGGGAGGAGGAAGAGAACAGGUGCGCGGGGUGAAGUUCCCUCUCCCGGCGAGGAGACUGUGACAGAGCGGAGGGAUUUACCAAGACAGGGCUCUGAUUUGAAUCCAGCAUUUUGAAGUUGUUGUUUUUUUACAGUAGAAACAAUUUUUUUUUUACACAUUUGGACUCCUGAGUGGAAUAUACUUUUGUUUGUUUAUUUAUUAGUAACGGGCUGUCGUGCGCACGAGCUGCGGGGCUCAGCCACCCCCUCGGCCCCCCGCUGCUGCUUCAGACGCCCGGAACAUCAGAACCAGCACUUUCCGCUUCAAUGCGACACUGACGCAGCUCAGCUGCUCGCUCUCUCUCUCUCUCUCUCUCUCUCUCUCUCUCUCGCGCGCAUCAUCAUCACGGGAGGAAGGUGUUGCUCGGGUCGAUCGUCAACAGAUAACAAAAAUUAAAGACUUGUGAUGGAAUACUGCGAGACGCGCAAUCAGACCCAACUUCUGCAGCCGCGCGCUGAUUGGCCCGCAGCGUCGUUUGCAUCUCAUUAGGGUUCGUCGUGCAGCCGAAGGGACACGCAUCGCUCCCGGGACUUUUUGCUGUCGGUCGUUUUCACAAACGGAGCGUUUCUUCGCAUCGCCCGCGCGACCGACCAUGUCCAAGACCCUGAAGAAGAAGAAGCACUGGUCCACCAAAGUGCAGGAGAGCGCCGUGUCGUGGGGCGGCUCCGGGGAGCUGGCCGCCGUGCUGGAGGUGCGCGGCGGCGCCGAGCUCGGGGAGUUCCCGCACCUCGGACACGUCGCCUCGGAGGCGAUGGUCGUGCACGCCGGCCGGUUCCCCUGCGGCGGGGACGUGCUGCUGGAGGUGAACGGCACCCCGGUGAGCGGACUCACCAACCGGGACACGCUGGCGGUCGUGCGCCACUUUCGGGAGCCCGUCCGACUGAAGACCGUGAAACCAGGAAAGGUGUUGAAUACUGAUUUGCGUCACUACCUCAGCCUGCAGUUUCAGAAGGGCUCCCUGGACCACAAGCUCCAGCAGGUGAUCAGGGACAACCUGUACCUUCGCACCAUCCCCUGUACCACUCGGCAGCCCAGGGAGGGGGAAGUACCCGGUGUGGACUACAACUUCAUCAGUGUGGGGGAGUUCCGUGAGCUGGACGAAAGCGGAUUGCUGCUGGAGAGCGGCACCUAUGACGGAAACUACUACGGGACCCCGAAGCCCCCCGCAGAGCCCAGCCCCGUGCAGCCCGACCUGGUGGACCAGGUUCUGUUCGACGAGGAGUUCGACUCCGAGGUCCAGCGGAAACGCACCACGUCCGUCAGCAAGAUGGACAGGAAGGACAGUGCCGCGCCGGAGGAGGAAGAGGAGGAGGAGAGGUCUCCCAUGGUCAACGGCCUGGCUGAGCACAAGGACAAGGCGGAGUGGCGGAAGACGGUGCCCAGCUACACCCAGUCGGCCGGGGCCAUGGACUUGCGUGUGUGGAACACGCAGGAUGACAGUCAGGAGCCCUUGCCCAAGAACUGGGAGAUGGCCUACACAGAGACGGGCAUGGUCUACUUCAUAGAUCACAACAGCAAGACCACGACCUGGCUGGACCCCCGCCUCGCCAAGAAGGCCAAGCCGCCUGAGAAAUGCGAGGAAGGAGAGCUGCCCUAUGGCUGGGAGAAGAUCGAGGACCCCCAGUACGGAACCUACUUCGUCGACCACAUCAACCAGAAGACCCAGUUUGAGAAUCCAGUCAUGGAAGCAAAGAAAAAGUUGAGUGUGGACACGCCCGCCGCAGAACCUCCGCCGGCAGCCACGCCCUCAGAAGAGCCCGGUAAGGGAGUGCGGGGCUUCACACGAGAUCCAUCUCAGCUGCAGGGUUCCAUCCUGCAGGCGGCUCUACGAAAAAGCCCCCAGGGCUUCGGCUUCACCAUCAUCGGAGGAGACCGACCCGAUGAGUUCCUUCAGGUCAAAAACGUCCUUCCCGAUGGGCCCGCUGCACACGACAACAAGAUCGCCUCAGGUGACGUGAUCGUGGACAUCAAUGGCGCGUGUGUGCUGGGGAAGACUCACGCUGAUGUGGUCCAGAUGUUCCAGUCCAUCCCCAUCAACCAGUACGUGGACAUGGUCCUGUGCCGGGGCUACCCCCUGCCCGAGGACUCCAGCAACAACAGUGACGAGGCCGCGGGAGGCGUCGGCGCCGCCAAGGACACUUCCCCGCCCCCCUCCGCCUCCACGCCGCAGGAGCCUCACUAUACCAUCCCGGACGGAGGAACCCUCUCCAAGAAGACUGCUGCGGUGGCGCCCAUGACCAACGGAGGACGCCACCACCACCACCACCACCACCAUCCUCAUCCCCACCACCACCACCACCACCACCACCUUCCUCACCAGGAAGGCCCUGACCCCACUCUGCUGCAGCCAGAGCUGGUGAGUGUGCCGCUGGUGAAAGGCCCCGGAGGCUUCGGCUUCGCCAUCGCGGAUUGCCCCCUGGGCCAAAAGGUGAAGAUGAUCCUGGACGCCCAGUGGUGCCGCGGCUUGUUGAAGGGCGAUGUCAUCAAGGAGAUCAACAGGCAGAAUGUCCAGACGCUGACCCACUCUCAGGUGGUGGACAUCCUCAAAGACCUGCCCGUGGGCAGUGAGGUCAACGUGCUGGUGCUCAGAGGAGGUCAGACGUCUCCCGUGAAAUCACUGAAACCGUGCACGGCUCCCAUGUCCCAGGCCGCAUCCCAGCCUACGCCUCCACAGGCAUCGCACACCGUACCCCAGCAACCGCCCCACCCGAGCUCCCAGCCCACGCCGCAGCCGCAGCUGCAGCGGCAGGAGAUGACCAACAGCAUGGAGGCCAUCGGCCCGCCGGAGAUCCCCCCCAACCCAAUCUCCUUCCCCGACAACACCCUGCACUCAACUUCCCCCAAACCGGACGCGUCGGACCUCUACCUCAAGUCCAGGGCCUUGUUGGACAGCAAGCCUCCUAAUACCAAGGACCUGGAUGUGUUCAUCAAAAGGAACCAGGAGUCCGGCUUCGGCUUCAGAGUCCUCGGAGGCGAGGGGCCGGAUCAGCCGGUGUACAUCGGUGCCAUCGUGCCGCUCGGUGCAGCCGAGAAAGACGGGCGCCUGCGGGCCGGGGACGAGCUGCUGUGUAUAGACGGCGUGCCAGUCAAGGGCAAAUCCCACAAACAAGUGCUGGAGCUGAUGACCAACGCCGCCCGCAACGGCCAGGUCAUGCUCACCGUCCGCAGGAAGCUGACGAGCGCAGACGGUGGUGGAGAGGAGGAGAGCGGCCAGCAGCCCCACCACGUUGCAUCCGCCCUGGUCAACAGCUCUCCCAAGAGCGCCGGCGGCGAGGUGGCGGGCGCCGCCCAGCAAGCGCCGCCCGCUCGGCCGGAGUGCUUCGACGUCACUCUGCAGCGCAGAGACAACGAGGGCUUUGGCUUCGUCAUCCUCACCUCGAAGAACAAGCCUCCCCCUGGAGUUAUACCUCACAAGAUCGGCCGCAUCAUCGAGGGCAGCCCGACGGACCGCAUGGGUCAGAUGAAGGUGGGCGACCGUAUCUCCGCUGUCAACGGCCGCUCCAUCAUGGAGCUGUCGCACAACGACAUCGUGCAGCUCAUCAAGGACGCGGGCAACGCGGUCACCCUCACAGUGGUGCCGGAAGACGACAGCGCUCCUCCGUCUGGAACGAAUUCGGCCAAGCAGAGUCCUUCGACGCAACACAGAGCUGUGGGCCAGCAGCCUCCCAGCCACCCAGAGAGGAAUGGCGACAGUGAGGGGAAGAGCGUGCCACAACAAAGAGAGACUGGUACACUCGUCCCAUCAGGCCCAAAGCAGGGCUGUUUUGUGGUGGAGCUGGAGCGCAGCCAGCGCGGCUUCGGCUUCAGUCUGAGGGGAGGGAAGGAGUACAACAUGGGGCUGUUCAUCCUGCGACUGGCUGAGGACGGACCUGCUCUGCACGACGGCAGGAUUCACGUCGGAGAUCAGAUAGUGGAGAUCAACGGCGAGGCCACCCAGGGCAUCACGCACACUCGGGCCAUCGAGCUGAUCCAAGCAGGGGGCAGCAGAGUCCACCUGCUGCUCCGACCCGGCCAGGGCCUGGUCCCGGAUCACAGUUCCAAGGACAAAGUAACCAUUCCAACCUCAAGCUUUCCCCGGGUCUCAGUAUUCGACGGGCAGUCCUCUCCGUCCUCCGCCUCCCUCUCUACCUCGGAAAUGUCCCCGUCCUCCCCCAAAAUGUCCGCCCUCGAUGAGUUCUCCGGGUCUCCCGGCGCCGGUCAGGAGCACGCCAGGCAGGCUAACAGAUCAGGAGGACAGCAGCUCCCUCACCACGGCCAUAAGCGCACCACCAGCCCGAGCGCCCGGCCCCGACAAACAAGCAGGGCGGACUCCAAGUCUGCCAGUCCCAAAAGAGCCACCGAGGGCCGGGCGGAUCCCGCCGAGCGCUCCCAGAGCCCUCGGAAAACAGAGCGAGGCCACAGCGGCGGAUCCUUGGAAGACAUGAGCAAGGAGAGGAGAGUCCAAGGCCAGAGAGACCACCACUCCGCGAGCCCCAGGAAGAGCUCCGCGAGGGAACAUGACCCCGCUGUGCCCUUGAAGAGCCCGGAGGAGCCGCAGAGCCCCAGGCGCCCGGCUGGCCAACUGCCCUCUGCAGAAGGGAGGGGCCGGAGGCACAAGGAGGAGGACGCAGCUCACCGGCAGGAGAGCGGCCACAGGAAGGGCAAAAGGGCUGAGCAGGAGGCUGCCGCACACAGAUCUCACUCCCAAACGCACGGGGAGAGGACGGGCUCGGACGCCGACAGCGGCACCCUGAGCCGAAGGAGCGCCAGAGAGAGGGGCGACAUGGAACACUGGGAGAGCAAGAACCACGGGCCGGCCGAGGACGUGAACAGGAAGGACCCCAGAGGCUCGAGCAGCAGCAUCCAGGACCCCGGCUGCAACGGGACCGCCGCCGGCGUCAAGAAGGCCCCCAUCACCCCCGGCCCGUGGAAAGUUCCCAGCUCGGCCAAGAUCCAGUCCCAGGUGGACACAACAUAUGCAGAUGUCUGAAAUCCUUCCCAGAGAAAGUUGCUGCGCCUGUGAACGUUGGGGAGUUGAAGGAUUUUUAUUUGUUUGUUGUUGUUCUCGGACAACGCAGAUCACUGUGUAACCAGCAACAUCGCCUCUCAUCGCCUUUUUUUCUCGUUUUCACCCAGUUUGCCUCGGUUAGUUCACAUCAGGCUGCUGUCGGAUCGGACACACGCUUGUUCCUACAUGAGUAUUUGUACUGAGCGAUGAUGAUCAUGUCGUGUGUGCGUGUGUGUGUGUAACAGAUGUUUUUUUGGUUUUUGUUAGAAGCGACACUGAAGUGUAUUUUGUGCCAGUUAUAAAGAGCCUCCGGUUAAAGAAGCUGCUCCUGCGUUGAACUCACUGUGAGACCGUUUGUGGGCGAUUGGAUGAACUGCUCCUCCCUCGUCCUGCGUCCUGCGUCCGCCCCGCGGCCAUGAAGGAUCCUGCUUUUUCUUUUUUUUUGUCACUUUGAAGGUUUAAGGCACAUUCUUGCAAUCACUCAGCUUCUCUUCCGGGCCAAAGACUGAGUCACUGUGGCUGUCACCGAUGGAUGUAGCUCCAAAAAAAAAAUGAGGCUGGUGAGUUUCUCUUAAAAUUGGCUGCACGGGGUGACGGAGUGUCUUUCUUAGUCAUUAACGGUGUGUGUGUGUGUGUGUGUGUGUGUGUGUGCGUGCAUGCGUGCGUGACUGCAUUCAAUCUGAUCCCGUUAGCUCAUCAGACGGUUUGGACAGAAAAAAACCCGGAGCUUUAUAUGCAUCAAUCAGCAGACCAGAUACUUGUGGUUAUAGUUCUAAUGUUUGUUACACGUCUGUUAAUAAUAAUAAUAAUAAUAAUAAAAGCAUAAUGUAAUUUAUUGAAAAUCUAUAUGUAAACAAAAACUGUUGCACACACACACACACGCGUGCCGUGCCGUCACUUCACGUUUGACGUGGAUUUUUUUUUAAAUACUGAAGUAGAAUGUGUACAUCGGCGUCAGCAGCACGAUCUAUGCAUUCUAUUUCUAGGAGUCCGUCGUCGACUGUUUUUGCAGCUCUGUACUUUAGGUCCUCUGGCUGUGUGUGUGUGUGUGUGUACAGGAUACAAGCUGACUGGUAAGCCUGUGUAUAUUUUCCUGAUAUCGCUGUAGCAUCGACUGUACUUAAUCAGAAACGUAUAUUAUUUUAACAAAACGAUGACACACAAACAUAUAUAUAUUGACACAGAAUUUAGACGAGUUGUUAUUAGCUUCAUUGUAAGGAGUGAGACCUCUGCCUUCAAAACUUACAUUUGAGAGAUAUUUUUUAUCAUCGUAAAACGUGUAGGCACACAAAAAACCCACAUGUUGUUUUUCCUCGCUCUAUAACCUCCAAAUCUAUUUUUGAUCUAUUUUUUUAUUUAGAACAUGACCAUUAAUGUGAGAGAGAGAAAAUAAUAAUAGUGUAUAUAUAUUUUUUUGCUCAGCUGUUGAUUAAUAACAACACCAUCGUCCGUCACUUUUGGGUAAUAAAUGAAGUCAGACUCCCGAAAGAAUGCAGCUAAUUUUCCCAGGAAGGAAGGAAAGGGGGGAAGGAAUUGGCGGUUGCACACACUGCACAGUGUGAAAAUGGCAUGACUGCUUUUUUUGUUGUUUUGUUUGGAGUUCUAUUUUUUAAAUGACUAUGAAGUUUAUCAAAUUUAAUGAAACAGGGACCUAAGCGUCAUAAGAAAAAUGUUGUUUUUUUUCUGUAUUUAUGAGAAUCGGUUGUUCCCUGCUCUGAAGAAGAAAAUGUAGUGUUGAUCGUCAAUAAGUUGCUGCUGUGGAAUCCGGAGACAUCGAGUGGUCUGGACGAAAACAGACGUACAGUAACACACGCAUCCCCUGGGCUCUGAGGCCAUGUACUAAUUUAUUGUCCACUUUUAUUGUCGAAUGAUGGGCUUACUGUAUUAUUAUUGACCAUGUAUGAUACUGUGGCCUUGCGUUGCUCCAACAUAGAGAAAGAAGAAAAGAAAAAAAGAAAAAGUCUCAUGAUUUUAACAUCACGGUAGAUGUAAAUGUUUAUAUAAAUUGUACAGCACCUGUGUAAAAUAUGCCUUCAUGCGGAUAGAAAAAAAAAAGACAAAAUCCUCUGUAAAUCGUUUUCAUUAUUUUUUUAAGGGGGAACCGAGAGGAAAUGAUAUAAAUAAAUUUAAAAAAUGGGUGAAAAUAAAUAAAUAAUCUGGUCAUGGCAUAUUCUGUUCAUGCACUGAUAAAUAAAGGUUUACUGAAUAAA